Botrytis cinerea B05.10 is the source of this 4098-nucleotide messenger RNA. RefSeq lists its product as hypothetical. The record is from RefSeq and is a predicted model, not a curated record. Bases 606 to 3989 code for a protein of 1127 amino acids. NCBI's taxonomy places the organism in Eukaryota, Fungi, Ascomycota, Leotiomycetes, Helotiales, Sclerotiniaceae. The transcript has 4 exons. Gene Ontology annotation, molecular function: methyltransferase activity. Gene Ontology annotation, cellular component: nucleus.
GAUAACUUCUUUUGCUCAUAAAUAAGUAUUCAUAGACAUUAAAACUAUAGAGGGUAGGUGGCGUGGCCAUGUAUCCCAAUCAUUAUAACAAUUUUCAUCUACGAGUGCUCUAUGAACAACAAGACAAUGCCAUCUAUUGAUAUUAGAUGAAAGUAUAAUUGUCCCGAUUGAUUCUAACAAUCAUCAUGUUUCACUUCACAAUGACAAGACAGCAUAUUCACAUUUUUUGCCUUAUCUGAAUAGUAAUAACUUUCCCUUUUUCUGCUUUUGUCAUUGCAAUAUAAACUCCUUAUAUAGAUAAUUCAUACACUUUGCUUUCAGGAUGAUAUAGUCUAAGUAUGAGCAGUUCGCGGGAAUAGUUCCCAACAAAGCAGGUAAAACGUAUAUUGAAAGCUGCCUUUCCAUCAAAUCUAUGAUUCAAGGAUGUUCAAUCUGCCGCAUCGAUCAAAUAGAAGCAACUGGACUUGGAUAUUAUAAUUGAUCGCCCAAAGUUAAGGAGGCCGUAUCAUCCAGAAGAAACCUGGGCGGCAAAUUUGUUUGACCUGCUACCUACUGGCAUAGUUGAACUUCAUUCAAUAAUAUCUUUCUAAGCUUCGAAAGCGGCAAUGGAUCAAGUAAUAGUUAUUGAUGAUGAUGAUGCUGUUGUUAUGGUUGAAGAUGACGAUAGAGACGAGGUGGUGUUUCUAGAACGAGCUCCCAGUAUGUCCCCAACACACUUUUCCAUCAGCCUCAACAUUAGAAAUCGACCCUCGCGUCUAAAGCCUAGAGAGUACUACCUCACAGAGUCAACGCUUAGAUCUCAUUCCGAAAGUUUUCCUGCACCCGAUCAUUCGGCUAGUUUUCCUCUCAUUGAAUUGACGGCUACUAUGACUUCCAAUAGCACGAAAUCCCAGGAAAGCAACAGCCCUAGAGAAAGAGUUUGCGGUGUCUCAGCUACUCCUCCAGGAUUCAUACUUCAAGACGAGGGAUACGAAUCAUUAAGGCCCGGGAAUAUCACCGUUGAAGCAUUAACCAAUCAGGAAACAUCACAAGACCGCAUUCGUCUCUUAAGACGUCCGGAUACUGAAGAAGGCCCUUUCAGCCGUGGCAACGAAAUGGUUGCCAACUCUCGGAACACGUCUUAUACUCAUUCUAUGCUCGAGCGUCGCUCUUCCAAUGGAAGUUUAAUCUCGAUUUCGGAUGAUGGGAACGGAAACGAAGAGAAAAUGUCUACUGUCCAAGAUAUGACUUUGCGAACAGAUGAUAACACCGUCAUGAUCGAAGACAACGAUGACUUAGAAUUUAAGCUUGAAUCUCAACUCCUAGAGAAACCCGAGUUUGAGUUCUUGCGCUCUGUUAGCGUAAGUAGAGAGCCGAAAUCCCAGCCGAAACUUAAAGUCUUUCCAUUACGCAAUCCUCCGAUCGUCAGCCCUUAUUCCGAAUGUGAAACGUAUUUGCACGGAAAGCUCAUCUUAAGACCAGCGAAAACGGUAGAACUGGAGGACGGCGAUUUUAUUUACAUUAAGCACAUUGUGAAGUAUAUCAAGCCUGAAGACAGUCAUGACUCUAGUGUUGCCAAAACUCAAAAUUUCUCCAUUACCAUUCGAGGAUUUCGGUUACAAAGAUGCAAGUACCUGAACGGCAUGCUGGAAAAGAAGAUGAACGAAGUCUGCCUAUGUUACGAAAUAGACUUAGAUGAUCCACGGGUACCAGAAGAGCAAAGUCUUGUCGAAGUACCUUUGAGCUCUGUGAAAGCUCCACGUAGUCUUCGUUGGACAAAUCACACUUACCCAAAGUAUCGCAACCUGAAUCGUGACGCUACCUGGACUGAUCAAGACACGUACAAUGAAGGGGGGCUUACUGUGCGCUGGAAAUAUACUUGUAAAUAUGCAUCAGCCUCAGCUAGAGAAAAGAAUACGUAUGCAGAGAGAACUCUGGAGCGGAUCACGGAGGAAUGGCUUUCUUCAGUACAUCAAAGCACGCAAUCAUAUCUGGCCUCAAAUACCAGACUUCGAACCGAAUGGCGCGGAGAAACAGUUGCUGGUGGCACUCAUGUACCAGAAUGCUAUGAUGUUGACGGAGAAGAAACAUCGGUCGAAGUCCGACAAGCUCGAAAUUCUACCGUGGUCGAAGAUAGCAAAAGUCGACCUGAAACAUUCAUAAUCGUCGACGAGGAUGACGAUGAAGAUGACGAUGGUGCUUCUUCGCCUGCUAUAUCUCAACAAUGUGAGGUUGGUGAGCUAAAAACCAAACGCAAGUCAGAUUUCUCGUCCUCUUCGGAUCGAGAUAGUGACCAAGAAAACAGCAAAUCAGCAAAAAGAGCCCGCCAAGUUCCCGAGGACGAUAUCGAAAAGAUUAGGCGGCGUCUAGGUAGGAUGAAGCUUGAGUUCAACGGUAAAGAAUACAUUAGACAUUCUUACAAUAUCGGGAUAUUGUCAGAGACAGUUCCAAAAAGCGGGCCCGAAAGCAAGCCGACCUACAAACAACAAAUUCGUGACACGGAAAGACCAACUAGAGCCUUUCGAUCUAACAGAAGUGUUCUACCAAGAUUGAGGGGUCGCUUAACUUCACCAAGAAACAGUGCCCUUAAAACUCAAGCUUUCUAUCCUGAGGCUAGUGUUUCACUGCCCUCAUCUCCAGCUCCAUCACCAAGCAUUCCUCCUCAAAUCGAAAUAUCUUCAUCCGAGUUAGCCUCCCCGCCUUCUAGCGGAGUUAUCGACCUAUCGUCCCACCAAUCCCGAUCUUCCUCGUUAGUUCCAGCUCACAGCCCAAGACCGCCUCCACUCAGUGAGCCACUCGUUCUGGCUCCCGGACAAACCUACACUUACGGUGAUGCAUUCUGUGGAGCAGGUGGUACCACACGUGGUGCCGUCAUGGCAGGUCUCCGCGUAAAAUGGGGUUUCGACUUCGACCAGCACGCCUGCACAACAUGGCGUCUCAAUUUUCCCGGCGCGACUUGCUACGAGAUGUCCUCGGAACGUUUCGUAUCUCUAGCUACUCCUUCUCCGUGUUCUUCAAACAUUCCUAAUGAUGUCAAAGUUGAUAUUCUUCAUCUUUCACCUCCGUGUCAGUAUUUUUCACCUGCGCAUACAGUCGAAGGAAAGAAUGAUGAAAUGAAUACUGCGAGUUUAUUUGCUGUGGCUGCAGUUAUCAAGGUUGCAAAACCGAGGGUUGUGACGUUGGAACAGACAUUUGGGAUCCUAUAUCCGAGGUUUAGAGGAUAUUUCUCGAGUCUGAUAUGUAUGUUCACUAGUUGUGGGUUUUCGUUGAGGUGGGCCAUCGUGCCUUUGGCUCAGUGGGGGCUCCCGCAAAGAAGAUUUCGUCUGAUUAUUAUCGCAUCAUGCCCUGGCGAGCCCCUUCCCCCCAUGCCACCACCAACACACUUCUCACAUCCCUCUCCCAAUAACACCAAAUCCUUUAAAACCGUUUUCCAAACUCUCCACGAAAUCCCCAAAUCGGCAGAAAAUCACUCACCUCACCUUCUUCCGGAAAAAGAUCUCAAGCCAUACGAUUCCCACGCAAUUCUUCCACGCACAAUGACGACCAGCGGUGGUGAUAAUUGGCAUCCGAGCGGAAAGCGAGGAUUUACUGAUCGAGAAUUCGCUUGUUUGCAAGGGUUUCCGUUGGAGCAUAAGUUCGGACAAAAUGCGAUCAAAAAACAAAUUGGGAAUGCGGUGCCGCCGGUGGUGGCAAAGGUGUUGCUUGAGGGGAUUAGAAAAUUUAUGGAGAGAACAGAUGGAUUUGCGAGGGAUGAGGGGGAUGGGGAUGGGGAUGGGGACGGGGACGGGGACGGGGACGUGGAUAAUAAGAUGGAAAUUUGCGAAGAUAUCGACAUGGACAGAGUGCACAUUGAGGAUAUUAAUCAUCGAGGAGAGAUCGUAGAUCUUAUUAGCGAAGCUGGCGAUACGGAUUCGGAAACAAAAGAUAGGAAGGCUUUGAGUGAAGAGAGCUGUGAUGAGAUCAAAAUUGUCGAGGUCGUGGAACUGGGAAAGCAUAUUGUUGUUGAUUAGGUACCUAGUCAGUUGAGAAUCUCAACUUGAGAUGAGAGUACAAGGCGCGGGAAGGCGUUUUCAAAUUGCAUAAUUAGAUUAAUAUUGUUUGCCCUUUACUAUCUGGUCA